This is a messenger RNA of Perca fluviatilis (European perch), 1445 nucleotides long. RefSeq names its product fibroblast growth factor 8a (gene fgf8a). Gene Ontology annotation, biological process: dorsal/ventral pattern formation; embryonic heart tube development; limb morphogenesis. The transcript is spliced from 5 exons. Lineage: Eukaryota; Metazoa; Chordata; Actinopteri; Perciformes; Percidae. Gene Ontology annotation, molecular function: growth factor activity; type 1 fibroblast growth factor receptor binding; type 2 fibroblast growth factor receptor binding. The record is from RefSeq and is a predicted model, not a curated record. Gene Ontology annotation, cellular component: cytoplasm. The coding region runs from base 713 to 1354 and encodes 213 amino acids.
AAAGGGGGCUUGUUCUUAGGAGAUCAGCCUGCCAUUUUAACCGAGGGGUGUGUGAGCGCCGAUCGAGAGGCUUGACACGGGAGCGCUGUGGGAUGGGAACAGAGAGAGAGGAGAGACGGAGCGUCCAGUCUGCAGUCCUGACACAGCCGAGCGGAGCAGCAGCAGCAGCAGCGAGUCUCCUCUACAGCGGGAUCUCACUCACACACACACACACACACACACCUGAAGGCCGCGGAGGACCACGGGGAUUACAAAGCACGCGGAAAUAGCCUGACAGAAUGGACCAAAUUGUUUGUAAAAAUAAAUAAUUAAGACAAAUAGAAGAAGAAAACCCUGCUGAGUUUUUUGGGGUUAUUUUUUUUUCUAUUUCCAUCCCCGAAAGUUCAGCGUACAGCUCCGCUUCUGAAAGUGCACUUAGACUUUUGCUGUAGCCUUCUGACAGAAUCAGGUUUUUAUUUGAAGGAGAAAUUGUCAAUUCGUCAUCACUGGCUAUUGGGCUGUUUAAGGGGAGCCUGAUCAUGGACAUUCAUUUAAUGAGGAAAGUGCCCGAUGUGCGUGCAUGAGCCUCUCUGUCAGCACCUCUGACCUUCUUUUUUUGUGUGGAUUUCGGUGAAAUUUCUUUUUGGGACGUCGCGUGUUUGAUUUGUAACGAGAUCAGCUGGACUUUGCCGCUCUGAGAGGGUCCUGGAAGAGCUUUUCACCUCCAUCCAACAUGCGACCCAUCCCGUCCAGACUCAGCUAUCUGUGUCUACACUUAUUCGCGUUCUGCUACUAUGCUCAGGUAACCAAUCAGUCCCCGCCUAAUUUCACGCAGCAUGUAAGCGAGCAGAGCGAAGUGACGGACCGCGUGAGCCGCAGGUUGAUCCGGAUCUACCAGCUGUACAGCCGGACCAGCGGCAAGCACGUGCAGGUCCUGCCCAACAAGAAGAUCAACGCCAUGGCCGACGAUGGAGAUGUGCACGCUAAACUCGUCGUGGAAACAGACACGUUUGGGAGCCGAGUGCGCAUCAAGGGAGCCGAGACGGGCUUCUACAUCUGCAUGAACAAAAAGGGGAAGCUCAUCGGCAAGAAAAACGGACAAGGCCGCGACUGUAUCUUCACCGAGAUCGUCCUGGAGAACAACUACACGGCGCUGAGGAACGCCCGCUACGAGAGCUGGUACAUGGCGUUCACCCGGCGCGGGCGGCCACGGAAAGGCUCGCGGACGCGCCAGCACCAGCGCGAGGUCCAUUUCAUGAAGAGGCUGCCGAAGGGGCAGCAGCCCGUCCACUCGAGCCACCACCGCCCUUUCGACUUCAUCCACUACCCUUUCAGUCAAAGGACUAAACGCACGCGCUACUCGUCCCAGCGCUGAGGAGGAGGGAGAGAGAGAGAGAAGGGACAGAGAGAAAAGUGGAGAAACUGACAGACAAGCAGCCGGCGCACUCCUCCACUCUCCAAAAAAA